AUGAGCUCCUUUUUCAAAAGGCCUUCGUGGGCCAAGCAGGUGGAAGAAAAUGGUACUGAGUUCUAUCGACGCUCAGAACAGACCUAUUCCGACAUCAUUGCUGCACACCGAGAAGCACAUCAGAACCCGAAAAAGACAACAAAAAGCAUCCCAGAGGCUCCAGAGGAACCAAAGAAGCGGCGUCGCAUCUCUGACCCAGAGGAAAAAGUUGACCUCGCUCGAGAGAAGUUAGAUGAUGCGGAGCUCACACCGAACCCGCGGCUCUCGAGCUCUCCAAUCCCAUCCUCACCUGAACCAAGUGAUCGUGAGGCUGUUCAAAGCCAUAGCCCAGAGAUUCCUCCGCUGCCGCGGGAGGAACCUGGAUUUCCCGAGUCAUCGGCCCCUCUACACCCUCAACCAUUAAAUGUUUCAAAUGCCACAGAAACCCCAAGCCCUCCGGCUCAACCAAGUCCCCCAGCCUAUGACCCGAUCGUCCAGAUCAUGAUAUCCUCGGAGAUUGAGAACACAAAACCACUCCUCAUUCAUCGAAAAAUGUCACAGGGACUCAGAGAGGUGCGUUUGGCGUGGUGUAACCGCCAGAACUUUGCACCAGAGGCCCGUUCAUCCAUUUAUUUGACCUGGAAAGGUCGUCGGUUGUUCGAUGUAACCACUUGCAGGAGUCUUGGACUCUCUGCCGAACGGUCUACGGCCAUUCCCAGUAUUGACGACGACCCUUUUGCCGAACAGGACAAAUUGCGCAUACACCUAGAAGCAGUUACUGAUGCGCCAUUAUUGACCAGUCGACCCCUUGAAUCUGACAGCAAAUCUGGCCAGGGAGCAGCUCCCACUGAUGAUGACCAGGGCGAGCCAUUGAAACUGAUCUUGCGGAGUCCUGGAUUUGAAGACUUCAAGAUCAAAGCAAGACAGAAAACCCUGAUCUCACGGCUCAUCUCUGCCUUUCGAGACAAGCAGGACAUCUCCAUGGACCGCUCCAUUGCCUUAGUAUUUGACGGCGACAAACUUUCUCCGGAUUCUUGUCUGGGCGAUCAUGACAUUGACGAUCUAGAUCUGGUAGAUGUUCAGAUCCGAUAA
This is a messenger RNA of Penicillium brevicompactum, 1071 nucleotides long. RefSeq names its product small ubiquitin-related modifier domain-containing protein. Gene Ontology annotation, molecular function: protein binding. Lineage: Eukaryota; Fungi; Ascomycota; Eurotiomycetes; Eurotiales; Aspergillaceae. Bases 1 to 1071 code for a protein of 356 amino acids. The transcript has a single exon. The record is from RefSeq and is a predicted model, not a curated record.